Dermochelys coriacea (leatherback sea turtle) is the source of this 642-nucleotide messenger RNA. RefSeq names its product transcription initiation factor TFIID subunit 4-like. The transcript has 2 exons. The record is from RefSeq and is a predicted model, not a curated record. The coding region runs from base 1 to 642 and encodes 213 amino acids. NCBI's taxonomy places the organism in Eukaryota, Metazoa, Chordata, Testudines, Dermochelyidae.
AUGUGCCGGGGGGGGGGUGCCUCGUGCACCGACGGACCGGGCGGGUGGGGGAGGAGGCCGCCCGGACCGACGCGCCCCGCGGGCUCAGUGGCGGCGCUGCUGCGGGGGGCGGGGCGGCGGCGGGAGCGCUACUAUGUCUCGGCGGGGCCCGCGCAUGCGCCGCCCGCUGGCGGGGCGGGGCCUGGAGCCGGGGCCGGGCGCAGCGGGGCCUGGAGCUCGCGCGGGGCGCCGGGAGCCGCGCGGGGAGGAUGGUGCCGGCGGGAGACGCUCUGCCCCCCCCCCCCCGCCGCCGCCGCGCGAGCGCAGGCCGGGCACCGAGCCGCGGCUCUGACCGAGGCCCGCCCGCCCGCCCGGGGAGGAGCAAACCUCGCCGGCCCAGUCGCCCUGCUGCACCCCAGUUCGCCGCCGCCGCUGGCCAGGCUCGUGUGCCCCCCGCCGGCUGCGGGGAAGGGCGGUGGGGGAAUCCCCCGGCCUCUGCUCCCUCCCGGCGGCUCCUGCUUUGCAGCCAGCUGUGCCGGGGUUACUGGAGUUCAGACGCGGCUGAGCUCAGCGGGGCCCGAGGGGAGGAUGCGGGGGGCUCUGCAGCAGCACCAGAGAUUAAUGGGACAUCUCGCACUGCAGCCAGGGGCGAACAGGAAAUAG